Penicillium crustosum is the source of this 1638-nucleotide messenger RNA. RefSeq lists its product as uncharacterized. The record is from RefSeq and is a predicted model, not a curated record. Bases 1 to 1638 code for a protein of 545 amino acids. NCBI's taxonomy places the organism in Eukaryota, Fungi, Ascomycota, Eurotiomycetes, Eurotiales, Aspergillaceae. Gene Ontology annotation, biological process: transmembrane transport. The transcript has 3 exons. Gene Ontology annotation, molecular function: transmembrane transporter activity.
AUGGCCACCAGCACCGCCAAAGGGCCAGUCGUUGUCCAUGAUCAAACUAACCUGCUGCCACGCACGCAGCUCCUGGUGGUGUUUGGUACUCUCGCCAUCGCGUUUCUUAUCGCUUAUGCAGAUCAGAACGGAGUGGGUGUGGCAUUACCCAUUAUCGCGCGGGAGCUGAAUGCGCGAGAUACAAUCAGCUGGGCAGGUACUUCCUCUAUGAUCGCGAAUACAGUGUUUCAGGUGCUUUACGGGCGCCUGUCUGAUAUAUUUGGCCGCAAGAAAGUGUAUCUCUCUGCGGUACUGCUGCUUGCCAUUGCGGACAUCCUCUGCGCAACUGCGCAAACUUCAUGGGCCUUCUACCUGUUUCGCGGCCUAGCAGGUAUUGCCACUGGCGGAAUCAACUCAUUAACAAUGAUGAUUGUAUCCGAUAUCGUUACUUUACAGGAACGUGGUCGAUACCAGGGCAUCCUGGGCAGUUGCAUCGGGCUUGGGAAUACGAUUGGUCCCUUCCUGUCAGCUGCAUUUGCGCAGCACUCCACUUGGCGCGGAUUCUUUUAUCUGAUCAGCCCUCUAAUGCUGGUUUGCGCUGUGGCUUCGUUCUUUUUGCUACCAUCCUCCAUGCCAAAAGGGAAUGGCCUCGCGAGAGCGAAAUUGAUCGACAUUUGGGGUUUAAUAUCUGGAUCUGUCGCAAUCAUCUGUAUAUUGAUCCCUAUUUCCGGCGGUGGGUCUUACUUUGCCUGGAACUCUAGUCUCGUUAUCGCCAUGCUUGCCGUCGGUGGCGUGGCCACGAUUGCAUUCAUCCUGGUGGAGUGGAAGGUUGCUAAGCUGCCAAUGGUACCGUUAUCCAUGUUUCGCACCCCUGCCGUGACUGUCAUUUUGGUGCAGAACCUCCUCUUCGGCUACUGUUACUAUGCCGAGCUAUAUUUUCUACCCUUGUAUUUUGAGAACGUGCGCGGGGUGACUCCACUGGUAUCUGCAGCUCUCCUCGUGCCAUUGGUGGUCGCACAGAUGAUAUUCUCUGUUGGCUCCGGGUUCUACAUCUCGCAUUACUCACGUUACGGGGAAGUGAUCUGGUUUGGUUUCAUCUGUUGGACAGUUGGAGCUAGUGUACUUUGCAACCUGAAGCAAGACACGUCUCUAGGAGUGAUCAUCGUGGCCCUGAUCAUCCUUGGUGUUGGCGUUGGCAAUGUGUUCCAACCCUGCCUAAUUGCCAUCCAAGCACACUCACCGAAGGAUCUGCGCGCUGUGAUCAUCUCCAAUCGCAACUUCUUCCGUGCACUUGGCGGUGCCGUUGGCUUGGCAUGUUCCAGCCUUGUGCUUCAGACGUCCUUUGGCAAGGCACUCCCAGACGAUCUUAGCUACCUCAGUAGGAACAGUUAUGUGUUGCCCUCGCUCAGUAACUUCUCUACAGCGGAUCAGAAUUCUAUCCGGGCCGCGUAUGCCAAGGCCAGUCGCACUGUGUUUAUCUCUAUGGCGCCUAUCAUGGGAUUCUGUCUGGUCAUCUGUGUAUUCAUUCGAGACCAGGGAUUACAGCGGAAGGAGGAGACUGCGCCCCCGCAGCCAAAGGAAGAGACUGCACCCCCGCAGCCAAUACCGAUUACAGAAGAUACCACAUCGAGUGCCGAAAAGGGUAUCCUGAAGAAUUGA